AUACCGUCGACGCCGUCACACUCCAGAAUUGCACGAAGAUCAUGGUUUGAAGACAUAGAGGCGGGAUCUUGGUUCUUGCUGAUAAUGUCGCUCAUAAGCAGACUGAUAACACAAUACCCACGCGAUCUGCCUUGGCUUCUGGAUCUGACGAUCGACGAGGCUGCCGAGGGCCUCCAGUCACGGCCGAUUCACGACUCUGGGCCUCACCAGAGCGUGCCUGGCGAGAAUCGACGAAGCUGCCAAGUUCAAGGCUGUGUUGCAGAUCAAUCCGGAUGCUCUAUCGGUGGCCCAGGAACUAGACAAUGAGCGGAGGCAAUCGAGAAGCAGGGGCUAAACUGAAUCAGCGAGUCGCCGGUUAGAUUCCUCAUCGCUGACAAUGUCUAUCAGGUCCUCUCCACGGUACUCCGAUUCUCGUCAAGGAUAACAUAGUUACGAGCCACAGAUUGGACGUAUCUGCUGGUUCGUUCGCUCUUUUGGGGGCGAAGCCCUCGGCCGAGUCCUCAGUCAUCGGAAAACUGCGAGAGGCCGGAGUUUUGGAUCCUAGGCAAGACGAACAUGUCUGAGUGGGCCAACCUGAGAGGGUUAAAUAUCAGUUCUGGAUGGAGCCCCCGGGGUGGCCAAAUGUCGGCUGCAUAUUAUUCCAAUUCUACACCUGAAGGUAGCAGUUCUGGCUCAGCAGUUGCAGCUGCCCUAGGAUUGUCGAUGGCUGCCAUUGGCACGGAGACGUUUGGCAGUAUUCUGGAACUGGCCGAGCUCAACAACGUCACCGGACCGAAACCCAGCCGCGGCCUGAUUGUGAACGAUGUAACUCUACCUACAUCGGCGCGUCAGGACGUCAUUGGAACGCUCACUAGAACAGUGAGCGACGCGGCGCACCUGCUUACAACGAUGGCAGGUCGAAGCGAGAACGAUGAGCGUACCUGGAAUAUCCCUUUUGCAGUCCCCGACUUCACCACCUAUUGCAAAGACACGGAUCUGAGUGGGAUCACCAUAGGUGUCCCGCGCAGCACCUUCACUGUCGACUCUACAUCACCCAUAAUGAUAUCUUUCGAGUCCGCGCUCGACACCCUACACCGGGCUGGAGCAAAGGUGGUUGACAAUGCCGACUUCCCGGAUGUCGAGGAGUUCAUGAAGCUCAACCAGCAGGUUCGUGGCAUUGUACGGGCUUCAGAGUUCAAGAGAGAUAUAGUUCGAUAUCUUCAGACCCUCGAGGCCAACCCAAAUCACAUCCACUCUGCUGAGGACAUCAUCAGGUUCACAAAGUCUUUUGCGGGCGAGGAGCAUCCAGACCGCGAUAUUAGAAAGUUUUUGUGGACCCAAGCUGAGGGAAUCUAUGUCAACACCGACAAGUACAGAGAGAUGGUUAGCCAAGGGCAGUUCUACGGGGGCGAAGUGGGGAUCCUCGGUGCGAUGGAGAAACACGGUCUUGAUCUCCUCACUGUCCCUUCUUCAAUGGGCAUCGCAAACGACUUGGCUGUGAAGAGAUGGGAUUCCCCGUACUUGAAGUGCCAUUGGGGUUCUAUUCUGAGGGCCCGCCGGUUGAACUGGACGAGAAUUGCCCGAACCGGAUCAGGGUUGCGCCUGGGAUUCCGUAUGGCAUCUACGCUGGCGCUGUUUGAAGUCAUCAAGAGGUUGCUGACUUGUGUCUUUGCAGUUAUUCAUCGGCUCCGAUCUCCAAGGCUUUCUCGGAUAAGAUCCUGA
Molecule: messenger RNA, 1701 nt
Organism: Podospora pseudopauciseta
Lineage: Eukaryota; Fungi; Ascomycota; Sordariomycetes; Sordariales; Podosporaceae
Exons: 2
Coding region: 556-1701 (381 amino acids)
Source: RefSeq, a predicted model, not a curated record